Nematolebias whitei (Rio pearlfish) is the source of this 941-nucleotide messenger RNA. RefSeq names its product tetratricopeptide repeat domain 36 (gene ttc36). The record is from RefSeq and is a predicted model, not a curated record. Gene Ontology annotation, molecular function: protein binding. Bases 96 to 659 code for a protein of 187 amino acids. The transcript is spliced from 3 exons. Gene Ontology annotation, biological process: cilium assembly. NCBI's taxonomy places the organism in Eukaryota, Metazoa, Chordata, Actinopteri, Cyprinodontiformes, Rivulidae.
AAGGGGAGGAAGAAUUCUCUACACUGUUGUGAUUUAGGUGUCAUCAUUUUCCUUUUUCUUCCUAAUUCUCUGAUAACUCCACGGGCGCCAGAACGAUGGCGUCUGCACACGACAGAGCUGUACUCCAGGCUAUAUUCAACCCCACCACCCCCUUUGGAGACAUCCCUGUUCUCAACCAAGAGGAGGAAUUAAUUGACGAUGACAGUGGCUUUGACACAGAGUUGCUGAAGCAAGUGAAGGAGAUGGAGACGCGGGGCGUCUCGGCAGCAGAGGCCGGGGAUUUGCAAACCGCACUUCAACUGUUCAGCCAGGCAGUCCAGAUCUUGCCUGAACGAGCCUCUGCCUACAACAACCGGGCUCAGGCCCUGCGGCUGCUGGGGGACGCAGCAGGAGCUCUGCAGGAUCUGGACCAGGCCAUCUCCCUCGGUGGCACAACGGGACGCUCUGCCUGCCAGGCGCUGGUGCAAAGAGGCCUCUUACGGAGAUUGGCGUGCCAGAAUGAUGAAGCCAGGGCUGAUUUUGAGAAAGCAGCUGCACUCGGAAGUGAAUUUGCUCGGCAGCAGGCGGUGCUUCUUAAUCCGUAUGCAGCGCUGUGCAACAAAAUGCUCUCAGAGGUGAUCAAUAAACUCCGCAACCCUGAAGUAUCAGAGAUGGAGUAGUUGGUGAGAUGAUGGGUUGCUUGAACACCUUUACUUUUUCUGAUGCCAAAAAAAGUAUCCCCUUUUUUCUGUUUUAACACCCGUUUGAUUUCAUUUAUUUUACAGCUGUAACAAAACAACUGUUCAGUCACAUUUAAGAAACAGGAUAUUUGUUCUCAGAGACUCUUUGCUCCCAUUUUCUCUUAUCAAAGUCAGUCUACAUCAACACAAAUGUCAGUGUUAUCAAUAAAAUAAUGCAUAUGUUUAUGGUAAAAUGUGGUAUUUAUUAAAUGCAAAAUGAAG